GCCUUAGCGGUCAGAAUUGUGGUACAACAAAAGAAAGAGAUAGAACAAAGUUUCGGACAAUAUCCAUCUCUCUUACGAUAGUGCGUAAACGUGUCAUGAAAUAGCACUAGACUGAAACCAUACGCCAUCUCCCUCACUUUCCGAGCCAAGAAAUUAUUACAAUGACAUACGGCUAAGGCACGUCCAUUAAUAUAUGUCUAUGCUAUCAAUCAUUCCAUUGACUAUCACGACUAUCAGUUGUCCCUAGAUACAGUCAAUGCAGUCAACUAUCAGUUGACUCCAGUAAUAAUUUCUGUUUUUAAUGAAUCAAAAGUGAGUAACAAUUCUUUUGCAGUAUGAAUUUUAGCUUUACAGCAAUUUUGUAAUAAAAUGGAAGUGGGUUUUUUGGAAGAAUUGGAUAAGCUUCUAGAUCAAGCAUUGAAUAAAAAAAAAACCGAAAAAAAUAAAGAACGUUCAACAAUUGAUGUUAUUAAUGAACUUGAUGAGAUUAUAGAAACUGUUAAAGAAGAAAGAGAGCAUUUAAAGUAUUGUCCAUUAUGUCGAAGAAUGCUUAUUUCGAAAAAGGGUGUUGAUUACCAUUUGCGACAAGUACAUUGUAUCUUUACUUGUAGUAGUUGUGGUUUUAAAGCAAAAUCUAGGCAUUUUCUAAAAAAACAUGAAAGAGAAGUUCAUUGUGCAUAUGUUGAUCACUGGUCAUAGACAGUUUGAAUAAUAAUUAAAUGAAGCUAUUGCUUUAAUCAGACUGUUUAUAUUCACAAAAAAGACUAAUUUUGAGUUAAAGAAUAAAUAUAAUGUGUAUAGAAAAGGACUGACAGUUUGUUGAAUUGUAUUUAUCAUAAAACAUUCUACUCAUUUUUUUAUGUAUUACUUUGUACUAGUUUAAAAUGAGUAGAUUAAGACCGGCUAAAUACAAAAAAUCGCUAAUAAGGAACACGGAGCAACCUUUACCAAAAACAACAGUUACUUUUGAACAUGAAGAGAAACAAAUUUCUCAAAAAGAGAAGUCCGAAAGUGAAAUAAACCAUUAUAACUUCCCUUCUGAGAGAAAUAGUCGGCAGUUAAUUAGUCAGUCUGUUUCAAAGACUCCAUCUAAAAUAAUCAAUUUGGUGCAUCCCACAAGUAGAACUACUACAAUGGAGUUAGAAAAGAAAAGCCAAUCUACUUUAAAUGAAAAAACAUUAAAGUAUCUCAAUUUCCCUACGGAUAAAAAAAUAUUUAAGGAUUUAAUACCUCUUUCGGUGGAGGAGACAGAACAAAAAGCAAAACAGAUUCCUAGUAGAGCACCAUAUCCACAAAAAGAUAAAGAACCACAACUUGCUGAUUUUGUGAAAACAAGACCCCACCAUGAAUUCAUAUAUCAAGUCCCAAUGCAUAAGCAGGAAAAGUCUGUAAAUCAAAAUUAUGAUGGGCAUCGUGUAUAUAAAAUAAUGUUAAACUGGAAACAAUAGACAGCUGUGUACAUUUUCUAUAAAGUGCACUUAAGGUUAGAGGUUUUUGGAGAGGUAUCAUGUUAAUUGUUUACACAACAUGCAUGUUGAUAAAGCCACUGAAUUUUUAUAAUUAAAGUAGAUAUCUCUAUCAACAACAAAUCAAUUGAUAUUCAAUAUUAUGCAUCUAAAAUAUUUUGUUAUGCAAUUUUUUUUUUUUGAAGAAUAAUAAAUGGCAC
Agrilus planipennis (emerald ash borer) is the source of this 1666-nucleotide messenger RNA. RefSeq lists its product as uncharacterized. The record is from RefSeq and is a predicted model, not a curated record. The transcript is spliced from 2 exons. Lineage: Eukaryota; Metazoa; Arthropoda; Insecta; Coleoptera; Buprestidae. Bases 885 to 1448 code for a protein of 187 amino acids.